Saprolegnia parasitica CBS 223.65 is the source of this 915-nucleotide messenger RNA. RefSeq lists its product as hypothetical. The record is from RefSeq and is a predicted model, not a curated record. Gene Ontology annotation, molecular function: D-type glycerophospholipase activity. Lineage: Eukaryota; Oomycota; Saprolegniomycetes; Saprolegniales; Saprolegniaceae. Gene Ontology annotation, cellular component: plasma membrane. The transcript has a single exon. The coding region runs from base 1 to 915 and encodes 304 amino acids. Gene Ontology annotation, biological process: phospholipid catabolic process.
AUGUCGUCCGCCGGCACGCACGAUGUCCAGAUCCUCCGCACGUACAGCUGCAAGUACAAGGGCUACAAGUCGUUUGCACCAAAGGGCGAGACGUCCAUCUUUGCGGGCCGCAUCAAGGCCAUCCGGAACGCGAAGAACUACAUUUACAUUGAGGACCAGUACUUUAUCCACGUGCCCGAGCUCCUUGACGAGCUCCUCAAGAUCCUUCCGCGCAUCCAGCGCCUCAUUGUCUUUACGGUCACGCCCCAAGGCCAGGAAGCCGCUGUCGGCUACCAAAAGUACCAAUACGACAUGAUGGCCCCGCUCCUUGAGAAGUUCCCGAAGAAGGUCCAGAUCUAUAUUCCCGACCCGCGCCGCAACAUUUACGUCCACUCCAAGGUCCUCCUCGUCGAUGACGUCUUUGUCUCGCUCGGCUCGAGCAACUGGAACGUCCGCAGCAUGACGUCGGACGGCGAAAUUGGCGCCAACGUCGUCGACACGACGCUCGUUCAAGAUGGCGCGAUCACGGUCGCCAAGCUCGCGCGGGAUUUCCGCAUCAGCAAGUUUAGCGAGCUCACGGGCUUCUCGGUCGACUUGUCGAAGAAGUCGUUUUUGGCCGCCGCUGACGCCUUGGACGCGUACGCCAAGUCGCCCAAUGGCUGGAUCAAGCACUACAACUUGUACGAGAAGCCGUUUUGGGUCAUCUUCCGCGACGUCAUGAAGCACCUCGUGGACGGCGACGGUCGCUGCUCCAAGCUCGAAGACGGCGAGAUCGACGAGUGCCAGAACCUCGAGUGGCUGGCGACGCAGCCGCGCAUUGUCCAGGUCACGUGCGAGUGCCAGCGCAGCAACUUUUCCGUCUUCAACUGCCCGGCUAUGACGGCGUACAUGCAAAUGGAGCAGGAAGCGAUCGAGUCGACGACAAUUGAUGCGUAA